Molecule: messenger RNA, 2520 nt
Organism: Aspergillus glaucus CBS 516.65
Lineage: Eukaryota; Fungi; Ascomycota; Eurotiomycetes; Eurotiales; Aspergillaceae
Exons: 4
Coding region: 76-2466 (796 amino acids)
Biological process (GO): mitochondrial RNA 5'-end processing
Cellular component (GO): mitochondrial envelope; mitochondrion
Source: RefSeq, a predicted model, not a curated record
AAACUGAAGGACCCCUUUACCAACUCUCGGCUACGACUCCCGCUGAGCAGUAUAAUCCGAUACAUCCUGGCCUGAAUGUUUCGGGCUUCGCUACGGUCUGCCUCAGACCCUCUUCGCGAACAUGUCUGCUUGUCGUGUUUGACCCGGAGGUUUGGAGGCAACAUCCGUUGGCGCCCAUUUCACACCACUCUUAUCCGUCGCAAUGAGUCUGGCAAUGGGACAGCUACCAACGGGAUGGCGCAGUCUAAUGAGCCGCCGAAGUCCGCACCAGUUCCGGAGAACAAAAGCAUACUAGUCGAAGCGAAGCCACGAAGUCCGGAUUCGAGUUCGAAGGAUGACCAGAAACCAGCGGCGCAAGAGCCCGGCUCCGAGACGGCCACUCAAACCACACAAGAAACCUCGAAGAAUACCUCCAAGGGCAAGAAAAACACUGAGCGGAAAACUCGAAAAGCAGUAGCUCGAGAGGCACGAAGAGCCGCAACACUAGAGAAGGAACGGAAGAGAGCCGAACAAGCUGAAUUGCGUGCUAAAGCCACCAAAGCUAAGACAACAAAGGCCAAGGGCAACCCGGAUGUAGCCUCUGCGAUAAGCAAAGGUCCGCAAUUGACCCCCGCCCAAAAAGCGAGGACUGCAACCAAUGCCGACAGAGAGAGUGCUGGAAAUGUGGCGUUUCUUCUUAACGAAUCGCACAAGAGAGUCACCGGUUCUAUCAACAAAGAGCAGGUGUCACUUGCACCUUUGGAUGUGGAAACGCCGAAAGUCCCGCGUCUUUCCUUUGGCCUCGAGAGAGUGCUGUUCAACCCCGGUGUCUACAACCUCCGCGAUCCCCGAUCCCGAGUAUACAACUUUGACCCCUAUCUGGGUUCCAUCAUGCCUGUCACCGAGUUCGACUUUGAUGCGCUGAAAGAAUACAUUACAUCCUCCAAGGACACCACAUUACGCGACAUAGCUCGGAAAGAGAAGAAGAAAUAUGUCGGUUCGUCGUCGAGUAUGACGUCGGUUCUUUCACAGUUCCAUUAUCUCCUCUCCUCGUGGCGAGGGAUCAAUACACAAACUUUGUCUCAAGGGUUCCCGGAUAAGCUGCGGACUUUCACCCGGCUCCUGCGGGCGCCUUCCGCUAUGUUCCUUCGUUACCAAGACGGCGUCUAUGCCAUUGAUGCGGACAAGGAAUUCGAUAGCGCCAACAUCCUCAUGAACCUCGGAAAAUCCAUGGAAAAGCUCUUGACAUUACCGAAAGAGGACUUUGAGCGAUACCGCAGGUCAAGCGAUAAUAAGAUUACCCCUGAAGAGGAGCAAGCAGUACCGGAAUCCUAUCACUACUCUACUCUAGGUGAUUUCGUCAUGAGAUCCCAACUCGAUGCCUACGAUCCCCGGCUUCCUGGGACUGGAAUGUUUGACCUGAAGACACGAGCGGUCGUAUCUAUCCGCAUGGAUGCGCAGAACUUUGAGCACGGCCUUGGCUAUGAAAUCAAAGGUCAAUACGGCGCGUUUGAGUCCUACGAGCGUGAAUUCUUCGACAUGAUCCGGGCUGCUUUCCUCAAGUACUCGCUGCAAGUGCGAGUUGGCCGUAUGGAUGGUAUCUUCGUGGCCUUCCACAACAUCGAACGCAUUUUCGGAUUCCAGUACGUCAGCUUGCCGGAAUUGGACCAGACGCUGCACGGCCAGUCCGAUACUGCUCUGGGAGACGCGGAGUUCCGACUCAGUCUGGGACUCUGGAAUAAGAUUCUCAAUAAGGCCACGGAGAAGUUUCCUCAGCGCUCCCUGCGCUUCCAUUUUGAAACGCGCGACGCUGCGACUCCGUUCAUGUACAUUUUCGCGGAACCUGUGACCGAGGAGGAAAUCAACACUAUCCAGACGAGGAACGCAGCUGAAAUUAAUGCAUACCAGCAGCGAAUCUUGAACCUGUCACCAAAGGGCGAUGAGGACGAUGCUUCGAGUACAGCAGAGGCGCAAUCCGAGACUGAAGCCACGGAAGAGCACGCAAAGGAAGUAGACGCGACUGAGAAUGCCAUAUCGGAGUCGACAACACCUUCCGAUGGACCCUCUGAGACGCCUUCGGAGACGCCCUCUGAAGCGACAUCCUCAGAGGACCCUGCCACCACGGAGACAAAAAAGGAAGAAGAACCAACCGAACAGCGCGAACUAUUCGCCAUGACCCUCAUGGUCAAAAACAAGAUCAACGGCAAAGAAGUCGAGCGCCCCACCGACUAUAAAGCAACCCAAAACUGGCAAGUAGACUACGAGCUCAUCGAGCUCCCAACCGAAAAGGCACGAGUAAUCUACGGAUCCUGCCAACGCCGCCGCCAAAAGUCCCUCAUGGGCCGCGGCGAGGACGAGACGGAUGUUGCGGCUAAUGUGUACAUCCGCAAGCUCCGGGAGAUCAGCAAGGCAGGACGCAAGUUCCGGCAGGAGCAGGAGAAGCUUGAUAAGGAGAAUGGCGUUGUGGUUUUGGAUGAGUCUGCAUAAAAGCCUUGCUCUGUCUUUUCUUUUCUUUUUUCUUUUUCUUUUUUUUUUUUUUUU